CGAAUAUCGGUCUCUACUGUUUGGCGGAGCAGGGCAGUAGGGCGCUAGAAGAUGGGCUGUUAAAAGUUUUCUAACUUAGCACCAACUUUCUUUAGGAAAAAAAACAUAUAACGAAUUGUAGCAAUGGCAGAAUACUUUUCUUCUUCGUCCGAUAGUGAGUUUCACAAUGAAAAUGGAGAAGAUUUAUCGUACGGACACCUCGAAACUAUCCCAGAUUUUGUUCUUACCAGAGCAGGUGAGCUGAUAGCUCUGCAGCUCAACAACAAUGAGAUUCGCCGUCUGCCAGAGACCAUCGGGUUGUUCUCAAAAUUAAUUACCGUGGAUGUUUCGAAUAACAACAUGAAAUCUAUUUGUGAUGAAGUGUGCCAGCUAAAGCAUAUUAGAACGUUUAUUGCUAAGAACAACCAGCUCACUUCCAAUUCAUUACCUAAGGAUUUCGGAAUUAUACAGACCCUGGAGGUUCUUAAUUUGAGUGGAAAUCUGUUGUCAACGAUUCCACCACAAAUUACAGAAUUAGAAAGGUUGCGAUGCCUGUAUUUAGGAAGCAACAGAUUGACAGAAGUGUCAACCAGUGUAAAGAACUUGCAAAGGUUGGAAGUUCUGUACCUAGGGGGAAAUUGUCUGUCAGAGAUUCCAGCUGAAGUAGGACAGCUCCAUCGUCUAGUGGGCCUAAACCUCUCCGACAACCUCCUGCAAAGCCUGCCCCCUACCCUGUCAUCACUGCAGCGCCUACAGUCACUAAACCUACACAACAAUAACUUACAGACCCUGCCACCCCAGAUUGUCUCCCUUAAUCUGGUAGAACUGAGCUUGCGGAAGAAUCCACUUGUGAACCGCUUUGUGCAGGAUUUGCAGUACAAUCCACCUUCUUUGCUGGAGCUAGCAGGACGCUGUGUCAAGAUUGAGAAAAUCAGGUACUCGUAUGAGGACCUUCCUGUCCACCUUGUUCGCUAUCUUGAUUCUGCUCAGCGUUGUGUUAAUCCUAACUGCAAAGGAGUGUAUUUCACUUCCCGUGUGGAGCAUGUCAAGUUUGUGGACUUCUGUGGGAAGUAUCGCCUUCCUUUGCUACAGUACCUCUGUUCACCACAGUGCACCACAGCCGAUCCCAGUGUUUGCGGUAGUGACAGUGAAGUUGAGGAGGAGGACAAUGCAAAAGAAAGAAUGCGUCGUGUUCUCCUUGGCUAAAGCAAUGUGUGGUUUUGUGACUAGCAUAUAGAGGUUAACCUCAUGGUCUGUGCUUGCUUUGGAAUUAUAUUUGGGCUCACGUAAGUGUAUAGCAAACGUGCUCCCUGACAAGAGUUUCCACUGGCUUUAUGUUUAUUUUUUUUUUUUUAAGGACUGUAACAUAUGUUUUAGAUGAAGACUUAAA
Pomacea canaliculata is the source of this 1369-nucleotide messenger RNA. Its product is annotated as leucine-rich repeat-containing protein 58-like. Bases 124 to 1185 code for a protein of 353 amino acids. Gene Ontology annotation, molecular function: protein binding. The record is from RefSeq and is a predicted model, not a curated record. Lineage: Eukaryota; Metazoa; Mollusca; Gastropoda; Architaenioglossa; Ampullariidae. The transcript is spliced from 4 exons.